CUGCACCCUCUUUUGAAUGGAGCCAUUUCGUAUCAACUCGCUUAUCUUUCUGCAUCUACUACUUCUCUCAUUUUUUUUUAAUGCUUUUUUUAUUAACUGUAAUGCUCUUGGUCAAUGUAUCCACACAGAGAGCUCAGCGCUUCUCCAGCUGAAGCGUGGCUUUACUUCUGCUUACCUCAAUACAUGGCAGCCAAGCACGAAUUGUUGCAUAUGGGAGGGUGUGACAUGUGAUGAAUCCUCGGGAAGGAUCAUAGGCCUUGAUUUAAGUAUUCGGUUCAUGUCGGGUAUGAUUGAUCCUAGCCUUUUCAAUCUCACAUCUUUACGCACUCUCAAUUUUGCCGACAACCAGUUUCGUGGAAUAUCCAUUCCAAGUGACGGGUGGGACCGUCUUGCAAAUCUUUCAAGCCUCGAUCUUUCUAAUGCUGGAUUUGCUGGGAAGAUUCCCAUUGGUAUCUUUCGCUUGACGAAGUUGACUUUCCUUGACCUCUCCUCCUUUGAUAAUGGAUUUGGGGGGCUUUCGCUCACUAGUAAACAAAUAUUUUUGCGAAACAUGAGCAGCUUGAGGGACCUUCAUCUUGACCUUGUAGAUCUCUCGCCAUACCAUAAUGAAUUGUUUGGUGCUCUAGCCAACUUCACCUCUGCACUUGAGGUGCUAAGCAUGAGAUUUUGUUCCCUCUUCGGUGCUAGUUGUUGCUCCUCUUUGUCCAUGCUCCCUCAAUUAAAUAGUCUUGACCUUACAGGCAAUAAUUUGGACUAUAACAUUCUUUAUUCAUUUGUCAAUUUUACUUCUCUAGCUUCAUUAGAAGUUUCAGGAAACCAAUUCAAAGGUGUUUUUCCCAAGCAAAUAUUUAUACUAAAAAAAUUACAGUAUCUUGAUAUCUCGUACAAUCCAAUGCUUUCUGGUUCUCUUCCAAAAUUUUCAGAGGACAGUAAGUUAAUAGCUUUAUAUCUUGAAGAUACUAAUUUUUUUGGGAAUUUACCUGAUACAAUAGGCAACCUCAAGUUUUUAAAAUAUUUUAAAAUCUCUGGUUGUCAAUUUUCUGGGAGAAUACCACCUUCAAUAGGGAAUCUAUCACAGCUAGAGCUUUUAGAUUUAUCAAAUAAUAAUCUACAAGGGCAUCUUCCAAAAUCGUUAUUUCAAAUAUCAGGACUUAGUGAGCUUGAACUUGGUUUAAAUAAUUUUAGUGGAGACUUAGAGUUUGAGUUUAUCAAGGAUCUCAAGAAUCUCAAAUUUUUGGACCUCUCAAAUAGCGGACUUUCGCUGAAUUCAUGGGAUGUGUAUAAUGGAUCUUUCUUAUCUUCCUUUCCUAUAAUAUCAUAUUUGGCAGUAGCUAGUUGCAAUCUAACUAAGAUCCCUACAAUCAUAAAUUACUCACAUGUGAUGGAUACCUUGGACCUCUCAAAUAAUAGAAUUCAUGGGGAAAUACCAAGCUGGUUUUGGAGAACUUAUUCAGUAUUGAACUUAUCUUUCAAUAUGUUCACGCAUGUUGCAGAGCCUCCCCUUAAUCUUACUACGUAUAAUAUUGAUUUUACACUUAUUGAUCUCAAUUCCAACAUGCUUGAAGGUCCAAUUCCUCUUUUCCUAUUAACUGAAGUUAUAUUGUUAGAUUUCUCAAACAAUCAUUUCACAUCUUUUAUCUCUUUCAAUAUCACCUCACACCAAAAUUCAUUAAAGUAUCUUUUUCUUGCAAAUAAUAGCUUGACUGGAGAAAUCCCACCAUUCAUAUGCAAUAUGACCAACUUAUUAGUACUUGAUUUAUCGAAUAAUAGGUUAAUAGGUUCUAUUCCAUCAUGCUUAUUGAAAGGAGUUGAUCUACAAGUGCUAAAAAUAAGAGGAAAUCAGCUUAUUGGAGCCAUCCCCGAUGAAAUUAGUCCAAAAUGUGAAUUACAAAUUAUAGAUCUCAGAGACAACCAAUUAGAUGGGCUGAUUCCUAGGUCUCUAUCUAAUUGUCAAUCACUUGAGAUUCUGGACCUAGGGAAUAAUAACAUAAAUGACACAUUUCCUUAUUGGUUGGGAAAUUUGUCAUUUCUAAGGGUUCUUGUUUUAAGUUCUAAUAAAUUGCAUGGGAAAGUUGGGCCUUUUGAUGGAAAUCUUGAAAUAGAUUAUACUUUUUCUAUGUUGCACGUCUUGGACAUCUCAUUCAAUAACUUUAGUGGCAAAUUAUGUGCAGAGUGCUUCUAUAAUUUCAAGUCAAUGACGAUAGGUAAAAUAGACAUAUCAUAUGACGUUACACUUGAAUUUCUAAGCCAAUACUAUUAUUUGGGUAUGCUCACCAUCAUGAACAAGGCACAACAAAUGACAAUACAAAAGUUUUGGAUGAUCUUCAAGUCAAUAGAUUUUUCCAACAAUUUGUUUGAAGGAGAGAUUCCCAUAACCAUUGGCCAACUUAGCUCCCUUCAAGUGCUCAACAUGUCACAUAACCAUUUAAGAGGUAAAAUUAUUCCACAACUUGGGAAUUUAUCACAGCUCGAGUCAUUGGACCUCUCAAUGAAUAGCCUUUCAGGUAUGAUCCCAAAAGAGUUGGCUUCUUUAGAUUUCUUGGAAUAUUUAAACCUCUCCUACAAUAAGUUGGUAGGAAACAUUCCAGCUGGAGGUCAAUUCUCCACUUUCCCGAACACUUCAUUUGAGGGAAAUAACGGAUUAUGCUUGCUUCCAUGCAAUACAUCAGUUCCAAGAGUGAACAGUACUAUGACUUCAUCAGAUUUAGGAAACCGAGCUCCAAAGAAUAGAAGAUAUAUGAUUAUACUGGGAAUAUUAUUUGGUGUCGGAUUUGGAGGUUCAAUGGCAAUAGUUGUUGUGCUUGAUGUCAUGUGCUGUGAUAGAAGAAGGAGAGGCAGGAGACCUAUUGAUGGAUAAUUUGCAUGAAAAACUCUUUAUAAAAGCAUUGUACUAAUUAGACAUGUUGGCAUUCAUCUCAAUUACAUCAAUAUUGGGAUGUACAUCAAUUUGAAGACCUUUGUAUUCAUCUACGACAAUGACGACAAUAAUGUAUUGUAUAUUUUACAUCGUCUCAAUUACAUUCAAUGGCAAUAGUGGUUGUGCAUUCAUCUCAA
Molecule: messenger RNA, 3054 nt
Organism: Dendrobium catenatum
Lineage: Eukaryota; Viridiplantae; Streptophyta; Magnoliopsida; Asparagales; Orchidaceae
Product: receptor-like protein 7
Exons: 1
Coding region: 17-2857 (946 amino acids)
Molecular function (GO): protein binding
Source: RefSeq, a predicted model, not a curated record